AUGGAGGAUCCGACGACGGGCGGCGACGCUCUCUUCCCUCCCAACUUCGUGACCAUCCGCGACCUCCGGGAGCAGUGGCUCCAGCGGCGGGAGCAGCAGCAGAGGCCGGAGCGGCUCGAGACGUGGCCGCGAUCGCCCCAUGGGAAGCCGCCGCAACAGCGGACUCCGCCCCCGCCGCCGUCGUUCCCGCCUCUACCGGCGCAGAAGGACCGGCGGAAACAGCUGGAACAGGAGCGGCCGCGGCGCCAGGCCGACGUCGGGCGGGAGAGAGUGAAGGGGGCCCGAGGGACGAGUGCGAUUCUGCUAAUCGGUGGGCCGUUCGACGCAAUGCGAGCGUCGAGGAGGGUGGCGGUCGUCGGGCGAUCGGCUCGAACGGACCGGCGAAAGCAGCCGGAACAAGAGCUUCCGCGAGGCGAAACCGAUACCGAGCGCGAGAGAGCGAAAGCGAAACCGACGAACGCGUCCGAUUCUCGACCUUCUCCUGCUAAUUGUUCGGCCGUCCGACGCCAUACCAGCGGCAGGGAGGGGAGUGAUGGUGGUCGCGCGAUCGACUCGAACGGUCCGAAGCCCUCGGAGAAAUCGAGCCGCGGUGAAUGCGCGGGUUUUGGCGCCGACGAGAAAGCGGAUUCGGCCUUGGCGAAGGACCGGCGAAAGCAGCCGGAACAAGAGCUUCCGCGAGGCGAAACCGAUACCGAGCGCGAGAGAGGGAAGGCGAGGCCGAGGAACGCGUCCGAUUCUCGACCUUCUCCUGCUAAUUGUUCGGCCGUCCGACGCCAUACCAGCGGCAAGGAGGGGAGUGAUGUUCGUCGGGCGAUCGACUCGAACGGGCCGAAGCCCUCGGGGAAAUUGAGCCCUGGUGAAUGCGCAGGUUUUGGCGCCGACGAGAAAGCGGAAUCGGCCUCGGUGAAGGACCAGCGAAAACAGCCAGAGCAAGAGCUUCCGCAAGGCGAAACCAAUACCGAGCGCGAGAGAGGGAAGGCGAGGCCGAGGAACGAGUCCGAUUCUCGACCUUCUACUGCUCAAUGUUGGGCCGUUCCAAGCAAUACAAGCGUCAAGGAGGGAACUGGUGUUCGUGAGGCGAUCGACUCGGACGGUCCGAAGUCCUGGCAGAAAUCGAGCCGUGGUAGAUACGCAGGUAUUGGUACUGACGAGAAGGCGGAAUGGGCCCCGGUUGCCGUGGUUUCUGCUGAUGCCGAGAGUGCCGAGCAGGUGAAGAAAACCAAGGAGUCGAAGAAGAAGAGGAAGAACAACCAGAAGGGAAAGGGGAAGUUGAAUAAGGACAUAGUUAGGGCAAAGGAAAUGGGGGCGAAGCCGGAGGAAGGUGAAAUGAACACGCCAGCGGAGGAGGUGAAGAAGGAGAAGUUUCAGCGUGCCAGUUCUGAGGGACAGAAUGUGAUGCUGGAGAGCAAGGAACUGCGAGUGGAGGCAAAGCCGGAGGAAGUUGUAGCGCACAUGACGGCAAAGGAGGCGAAGAAGCUGUUUCAGCCUGCUGGUUCGGAGAGCAAGGAUGACAUGCCGGAGAGCAAUGAAGUAGUGGGAGUGGAGGUUAAGAAUGUUGCUGCGAAUGCUAGUCAUGUGAGGGCAAAAGCUGAGGGUUUGAAUAAAAAAGUAUGGGUCAUUAAUUCAAAGGUGGAGAUCGAGGAAAAAUUGAGGAACAGUAAAAGGAGUGGAUUCCAGUUGGGGAGGCCUAAUCAUGGAGAAGGUAAGGGUUACAGGGGGUUCGUAAGUAAGGAGCAACAAAGGAGAGUGAUAAAGCAGAGUAGUGAUAUGGUUUGGGUUAGGAAAGAAGAUAUAUCUGAUGGUCAUGCUGGUGAAAGUUCGAGCUAA
This is a messenger RNA of Eucalyptus grandis, 1827 nucleotides long. Its product is annotated as serine/arginine repetitive matrix protein 1. The record is from RefSeq and is a predicted model, not a curated record. Lineage: Eukaryota; Viridiplantae; Streptophyta; Magnoliopsida; Myrtales; Myrtaceae. The coding region runs from base 1 to 1827 and encodes 608 amino acids. The transcript has 2 exons.